Pyricularia grisea is the source of this 165-nucleotide messenger RNA. RefSeq lists its product as uncharacterized. NCBI's taxonomy places the organism in Eukaryota, Fungi, Ascomycota, Sordariomycetes, Magnaporthales, Pyriculariaceae. The transcript has a single exon. The record is from RefSeq and is a predicted model, not a curated record. Bases 1 to 165 code for a protein of 54 amino acids.
AUGGCUGAAGAAGAUAAAAUUGCUUCUCUUUGCGACGCGACUACCCUUCCCCGAAACCGGACAAAAACGGCGCCUAUCGUAUACGAAAAUUUGAGGGAGAAGCUCCUUGCAGAUGAAAGGACCCCCCAAGUUUCUUGGGUGUUUGCUGAUGCUGAUCUUCCCUGA